Folsomia candida is the source of this 1813-nucleotide messenger RNA. RefSeq names its product CCR4-NOT transcription complex subunit 7-like. The transcript has 9 exons. Gene Ontology annotation, molecular function: nucleic acid binding; poly(A)-specific ribonuclease activity. The record is from RefSeq and is a predicted model, not a curated record. NCBI's taxonomy places the organism in Eukaryota, Metazoa, Arthropoda, Collembola, Entomobryomorpha, Isotomidae. Gene Ontology annotation, cellular component: CCR4-NOT complex; P-body; CCR4-NOT core complex. Bases 117 to 1400 code for a protein of 427 amino acids.
CGUUUUUAUUAUUAUUUUUUAAACAUUUCUCGAUAUUUUAAGUUUUUUAGUUGAGUUAAAAAGGUGACAAGGGUUUUAAAACGUAAGAUUUCAACGAAAUCGUUCUCACAGGAAGGAUGGUUUACGGCCCCAGAAUUGGUGGGCAGCCUGACCCUGCAAAUGGGGGAAGUGGCGAUGCUCGAAUUUUUGUCCCACCCACCCCGACCAUGCCACCACCAGGAUUAAAUUAUCAACCCUCUCCGCGACCUCAACAACCGGUGCAACAACAAAAUGCAGUUUCAAAUCCUGCCAUUGUCCAGCAGCAGCAACAACAAAAUUCCGUCGUCGCUUCGACUUUUGGUCCGGCAUUUUCUCAACCAGCGAGAAAUGUUGCUGCAAACCCGAAUUUGGCACUGGGCAAAGUGAAGCCUUUCGGGGAUCCAAGAUUCCGAGACGUUUGGAGUAGCAAUUUAAGGGAAGAAUUUCGUAAAAUUCGUCAAUACGUGAGGAGCGGGUUCAACUAUGUGUCCUUGGAUACCGAAUUUCCUGGAGCCCCUCUCAAGCCCGUGGGAGAAUUCGUGUCGUAUGAAGCUCAUACAUUUUCGGCCCUUUGGGCCAAUUGCAACGCCUUGAAAGUCAUACAGAUUGGAAUUACUCUCUUCGACGAGAAGGGGAACGUGCCAAUGGGGGUGUCAACUUGGCAGUUCAAUUUUAAGUUUAGUCUGGCUGACGAUAUGUGGGCAGAGGACAGCAUCGAUCUUCUGAGGAAGUGUGGAAUUCCAUUUAACCGGAUGGAAGUCGAAGGAAUUGAUCAUUUUGAAUUUUCAGAAUACUUGAACUCAUCCAACCUCGUCUUGAAUGAGGAUGUAACAUGGAUCUCGUUUCAUAGUGGGUACGACUUGGGAUAUUUAUAUCGCAUCUUGCGAAACGACUCGGUUCCCUCCACUGUUGAAAGUUUCUUUGAAAUCUUGCAACUUUAUUUUCCAGUAUUGUACGACAUUAAGUAUCUCGUGAAGGACUGUAACUUUGUGCCAAGUGGACUUGCGGAUUUGGCUAGUUCGCUUGGGGUGGCGCGAAUUGGUCAGUCCCACCAAUCUGGAAGUGACUCGCUCUUAACGGGUCAGGUGUUUUUCAAAAUUCGUGAGAUGUUCUUUAAGAACUCGAUUGACGAGGUGCUGUACAACGGUCGCGUGUACGGAUUGAGCGGUCACUACUACUCGGAGGAUACAGUGGACGCUGUCUUGCCCGACCGUAUUGUUGAAGCCACUGGAGGGAAGAAAAAAGAUGGAGAUCAAGAAGCUACUCUUGACAAAGUAAAAUCUCUUCCUGUCCUAGAAGGACAAGAAGAACCGGAAGAAUCAGAAGAAUCCGAAGAAUUGGAAGAAUUGGAAGAAUCUUCUGAUUCUUCUGAUUCUUGGUGAAUAAAAUCCGAAGAAUCUGAGCCGAACGAAUGAAGCUACAACUUCUUUACCCCUUUAAUCACUCAUUAAUGUUACAUUUAGAGAAGACAAAAAUCCAUAAAUAUAUACGAUUAGAUCCUUAGGGUUCAUAGUUUAAAAAAUAUUGAAAUAACACGUACAUAUGUAUGUAGGUAUGUACUACAUCAUUGAAUUUUUAAGGUAAAAUUAAAUGUUAAUGCAUUGCAUUGUUAAUUGUUAAUGUCUUGUCUUCGUUUUUUUCUUAAGCUGGUGGUCGCAUGCAUCGACUAAAAGAUAGUAUAAAACAACAUUGAUUUAAAUUCAGAUUGCUAGUGGUGCAUAAAUUGGUUGACAAUAAAUGCAAUUUUUACAGAAAUUUGUUAUUUAGCUUGUAAAUUUUUUAAUUUGAAAUUAAU